ACCUCUCUGCCUUCACUCCUGUUUGUCUGCUGGUAUACGGAUUAAGAAGUAGCUACUUAAUUAGAAAAAACAUUUGCUGAAAAUCAGAAAUUUGUAGUAGAAUUUACAACCCAAAAAUGGAGGAGGAGAAGAAGAAGAGCAAAGGCCGUGGCCAAAGAAGGGAGCAAGGAAAGAGGGGAUUGGAAAUUGAAGGGUAUCAAAUUGAAGGGAUAUCAAUAGCAGGGCAUGAGACCUGCGUGAUAAUCCCUUCUCUCAACUUAGCUUUUGACAUUGGAAAAUGCCCACAACGUGCUAUUUCGCAACAGUUCCUCUUUAUCUCCCAUGGCCACAUGGAUCACAUUGGAGGACUGCCAAUGUUUGUUGCAACUCGUGGAUUAUACAGAAUGGCAGCCCCAACUGUAAUUGUGCCAAAGACCAUAAAGGAAAAUGUUGAAACGAUUUUUCAAGCACAUAGAGAUAUGGAUCAAUCAGAAUUGAACCAUACUUUGAUUGGCUUGGAUGUGGGAGAAGAGUUUUACUUGAGAAAGGACCUUAAAGUAAAAGCCUUUAAGACUUACCACGUCAUACCCAGCCAGGGUUAUGUAGUUUAUUCAGUAAAGCAGAAACUUAAGGACGAAUAUAUUGGGCUUCCAGGGAACGAGAUAAAGAAAUUGAGGUUAUCAGGUGUGGAGAUUACAUAUACUACAACAACGCCUGAAGUUGCUUUCACAGGAGACACAACGUCAGACUUCAUUGUGGAUAGCAACAAUAUUGAUGCUUUAAGAGCAAAGAUCCUCAUUAUGGAAAGCACAUAUGUUGAAGACACCAUGACGGUGGAUGAUGCAAGGGAUUAUGGACACACGCAUUUGUCAGAGAUAAUUCACUAUGCAGAUAUGUUUGAAAACAAAGCGAUUCUUUUGAUCCACUUUUCGGCUCGCUAUCAAUUGGAUGUCAUUCAACAUGCAAUUUCUUCACUGGCUCCACCUUUGGCAGGCCGAGUGUUUGCCCUUACAGAUGGUUUCUAAUUUGUGGACUCAAAAUACUUUCUAGUGUUAAACUUUUGCCUUUUGUUGUAAACAAGUUUCUUCCAUUCCAUCUUCACCUGAUGAUUUAAAAGUUGAAAAGGAAGUUUACUGUUGAUUCCUAAUUGGAUUUGACACUCAGUUGAUACUCGAUAGAUUCUAAUCCAUACAGAACGCAUUCUAGGCGUCCCAAAUCUUGGAAUGCCUGUUGAUGUUAGGCAAUAGGUAGUUGUAUUGAUUCUUUAGGGUUCAGUUUUGUAGUAUUUCUUUUUGCCAGGGUACCUUGUAUUGGAAUGUUGCCCAUUUUCCUAUGGGGUAAACCUAUAACCAUGAGCUUCUUGUUUUUACAAUUUCUUGUUA
Coffea eugenioides is the source of this 1361-nucleotide messenger RNA. Its product is annotated as tRNase Z TRZ1. NCBI's taxonomy places the organism in Eukaryota, Viridiplantae, Streptophyta, Magnoliopsida, Gentianales, Rubiaceae. Bases 117 to 1004 code for a protein of 295 amino acids. The transcript is spliced from 8 exons. The record is from RefSeq and is a predicted model, not a curated record.